Molecule: messenger RNA, 3147 nt
Organism: Gloeophyllum trabeum ATCC 11539
Lineage: Eukaryota; Fungi; Basidiomycota; Agaricomycetes; Gloeophyllales; Gloeophyllaceae
Exons: 15
Coding region: 1-2988 (995 amino acids)
Biological process (GO): phosphatidylcholine biosynthetic process
Molecular function (GO): phosphatidylethanolamine N-methyltransferase activity
Source: RefSeq, a predicted model, not a curated record
AUGGCGACGCCAGCGCAGAGCGAGCUGCGCCAGCGGCGGUUGUCCAGGGAGAAACAGGAACAACAACUUUCCGGCGAUGAGAAGAGGGUACGGCCCCGCGAGGAGGUGGUGUGGGGGAAGACUCCGAGCGGCGAAGUUUUUUGCGUCCCCACAACGCACGACGUCCUCACCCUUUUCCACCCCGCCUACCCAAAGUCGCACUUUGACCUGCUCAACCUCGCCCUGCUCGGCGCGCAGCUGCUACUCUUCUUCCUGCUGCCCUCUUACCUGCGGAAGCCGUUUUUUCUCGUGUACUUUGCGUUCUGGCGGCUCGCGUACGACGCGGGGCUCGGCUGGGUCCUGACGCGGCAGAGCAAGCGCAGGUGGAUCGUCAAGGAGGUCCAGCGCCUCGGGUGGCUGGACGAAAAGCGCAACCCCAAGAUGAGGGACUGGAUACGGAAGCAGCUGCAAGGGAAGAUGGGGCAGGAUUAUUCGUUUGAUGUUUGUUCAUCGCAAUACAGGGGAAGAGCUGUAUUAGGGACUACGAGUCUCCUUGACCCGGCCCUGAAGAACGGGGUAGUCUCCUUGACUAUUGCCUGUACAACGAGGUAUAGAGGAGAAAGAGUCGUAUUCGAGGCUACAAGUGUACUUGGAGCGACUACAAGGGACACGUAUCAGGGCCUACAAGUGCGCUACGAGCAACUGCAAGGGAUACGACGAGACUACAAUCCCUACGAGCCCAACAACUUUGGGACUCGUCUCCGAAGGCCGUACAUCUCAUCAUCGCCGCACGGCCUAGGAACUGUUAAGGGACAGUUAGAUCGGUACAAUGAUGGAACUGAGAGAUACGUACAUUCGGGAUAUAUGUGGCGGAAGACGGCUGGCACUUCUGCGAGCCCAUUCAUCCUCGGAGCGAUUCAUCCAAUCCAUUCAUCCAACACCGUUCGUAUUUGUUUCGCAGACAUCGAGCGGACAUACGGACAGAGGAAGCCCAUCGCGCAACGCACCCCCCUCAGGCGCACGCCCGCCUCCGACUCGAGCUCGCGCUCCCAGUCCGUUUCCUCCCUCGCCGACCUGACCACCCCGAGCGCCACGGAAGGUGAGACAGCCACCGAGACCGAGGAGCUUCAGACGGAGACCGAGACGGAGUUCGAGGGCACCGCGAAGCAAGAGCAGAUGAUGAAGAAAGCGGAAGUGAGCGCUGCGCUCACCCCCGCUACGGCCGUUACGAGACGUCAUAGAUCUGCGUUUGUUACCCAGCACGAUCUUAUGAAUACAUAUUUCAGGCAGGACACGAUCAUCCUGCGGAACAUCGACUUGUUUAGGGCAUCGGAUCUCAAGCUCGUCCUCCUCCUAUUCUACAUGGUCGUAUCGGCCGCGCUCCCGCCGCUGUCCGUUGGGGCCACGCGCGGACUGUACUUCGCCCACGCCCUCUGCUGGGUCCUCUUUCACUCCGUCGGCCUCGGCCUCCUCCUGCGCGCGCAGAGUCAGCACAAGUUCCUCGUGCGGCACUUUAUGAAGCACUACCACUACCCGCACGACGACCGCGGCGACGGCGCCGUCGUUGAGGCGUUCGCGAACUGGAAGGCCAUCUACAACCUGAGCCUGUGCAUGACCUACGGUGCGUGCGCGUCGUUCGGGUGCCUGGCGUGGAAGACGUACGCAAUCCCCGACGAAUGGAGCGUCGGCACCGAGCUUUUGAGGCACACAAUGGGUGUGCUGCUCAUUGCGCUGCACGUGUGGGCGACGAUGGAGUCGUACGAGGUGCUGGGCGUGUUUGGCUGGUUCUUCGGCGAUUUCUUCGUCGAGGACUUCCCCGCCCAGUUGGAGUAUACCGGGAUCUAUCGCUACCUCAAUAAUCCGGAUAUCAUGAGUGUGGCUUCGUUCUUCGGUCUCUCGUUGAUCAGCGGGAGCAAGCUCGUGUACGCCCUCGCUGUGAUCCGGCAUCUGGCGAACUGGUGGUUCUUGAGCAAGGUGGAGAAUCCCCAUAUGAGGAAGCUGUAUGGAGACUCUCUUCGCAAGGAAGCGGGUUUUGUGAAGGUUAUGAAGAAGGUUGCCAAGAAAAACGCGCGAAUGCUCGAAUCAAGAGCCGGAAAGCAUGCACCGGAGAUUAGACGGGUGGCGAAAGAAGUCAAGGGCACGUUCGACAAAGUCUACGAAGAGACCGCCGAAGCGGUCGAGGAGUUCUUGGCAAAGUCUAGACCGAGAAUCAACGAAGUCGUUCAAGAUACCAAAGUGCUUUUGCAACAGUCGCGAGAGAAAUUGGUUAUCACGCGGAUUGCGAAUGACCUUUCCUCGUACGACACCAAGAAAUAUACCCUCUCAAUCGUCCCCACAGAUCCCAGUGGAGCCUUGCGCUUCCACGUCGGAGAGCCGAUCCGCGUACGCUGGCAAGCGCCUUACAACCAUUCUCGUCGUGACUGGAUCGGGAUAUACAGAGUGGGCGCCAAUAGAUCCAACUUGGUAACGAAGACUUCGUCCUUGGGAAUGUGGGUCCCAGUUCACGACGAUGAAUGGGAUGGUGAUGUUCCACUCCAUCUGGAUAAGCCCGUCAUACCCGGCGAAGAGCCCGAGAAGGGAGAAGUGCAGUUCAAAGGGAGCACGCUUCCCUGGCAGAACGGGCGUUAUGAGAUUCGGUACCACCACGAUGGCAAGUACAACGUGAUGGCCAUGAGUGAUCCUUUCGAAGUUUACGUGGAUAAACCGGACGUCCUAGAUUUCCGGACCGUUCGAUCAUGCCUCAUGCGUGUGGUGCCGCUGUGUUUGGACUCCGACCCUUCACUCAUUCCCCUUUCUUGCCAAGCGGGAACUGAAGAUCCUCCGCCUUCUGCGGACACCCGUGACCCGGACGACUUCAGGUUCUGGUCAGAAAGACAGGCGAAGCGCAUAGCUACCGUGAUCAAACAGAUGUUCGACGUGGAGUACGCGCCAGAAGUGAUCGUCGCAGAUGCCAAUCUGUCUGCUCUCGCCAACAGGAUACUCGUCUCUAAAAAGGUCUUAUCGGCCUGAAAGCUGGAAGCCUCACUGAUAAUUUUGGCCAUGCCCCAUUUUACAUUCAGGUCGCUUAUCGCACACAUGUAGCUACUCUCGGAUUUCAUUGGUUGCCAAAAGGUAGAUUUCGAUCACUCCCGCAGUGCUGCGCUGUGCUUCGAGUCUGAUCAUAAUCCC